Molecule: messenger RNA, 3117 nt
Organism: Larimichthys crocea (large yellow croaker)
Lineage: Eukaryota; Metazoa; Chordata; Actinopteri; Sciaenidae
Gene: trim25l
Product: tripartite motif containing 25, like
Exons: 17
Coding region: 152-2545 (797 amino acids)
Molecular function (GO): protein binding; zinc ion binding
Source: RefSeq, a predicted model, not a curated record
AGGCAGCAUUUUCCUCCUGUGAGUCCAGACACCCGGACCUCUUCACGUCUCUAGAGCUUUCUCUUCCAGUGUUCUAGAAAUCUGACUGUCACACCUGCUCUGUUUUUUUAUUCUUUCAGCUUCUUCUCUCAUUGCAUCCGACAGUGUCAGCAUGAGUGCUAAACUGUGGACAGAGGAACAGUUUAACUGCCCCGUGUGUCUGGACCUCCCAAAUGAUCCGGUCACCAUCCCCUGUGGGCACAGCUACUGCAUGGGUUGCAUCAAGGACUACUGGAGCAAGGAUGAUCCCAAGGGGAUCUACAGCUGCCCACAAUGUCGUCAGACCUUCUGCCCAAAGCCCUCCCUGUCCAGGAACACCAUGCUGGCUGAGGCCGUAGAGCAGCUCCGCAAAGGGGCCCACAAAGCUGACGUGCGUGAGUCCAUGCGAAGCGCCCGUGGGGUCGCCUCGUCUUCAUCCAAAUCCAAAGAGAAGCUCUCCUCCUCAGAUGUGACAUGCGACUUGUGCAAAGGAGAACAGCGACGGGCGGUCAGGAGCUGCCUGGUGUGUAUGAGCUCAUACUGCGAAGCCCACCUGAAGCCCCACAAGACCAAGAAGUCCCUGAAGGAGCAUGAGCUGAUCGCACCCACGAGCAAUCUGGCUGAGAAGAUUUGCACCCAGCACAAGUACCUUCAAGAGUUCUACUGCCGCCAGUGCAAGAUGUUCGUCUGCUGGCUGUGCACCAGCAACCAACACAAAGGCCACGAGUGUGUGUCCACGAAGGCUGAGCGCCUUGAGAAACAGAAAGUGCUGUCAGAGAUGCAGGCGGAGAACCAGCAGAGGCUGAAAGACAGAGAGCAGGAGCUGAAAGACAUGAAGAAGAUGAUGGAGGCGAUGAAGCGUUCUGGAGAACGGGUGCAUGGUGACUCGGAGCAGGCGCUGUCGGAGCUGCUGCGCUCAGUGGAGCGUCUGCAGGAGCUGCUGGAGGACGUUCUGGAUCAGGCCGGCCUGGAGAAGAUGAACCAGGCUCAGGAGGUCACGGACAGCCUGGAGGCCGAGAUCAAGGAGCUGAAGAAGAGGGACACGGAGAUGAAGGACCUGGCCCGCUGCGAGGACCACAUCUACUACCUACAGACAUGUGAGUCCAUGUGCAUCCCUCUGGAGACGGGGGACUUGCCCCCUGUGAUGGCUAAUCCAGAAGCUUCCUUUGAGCCUGUACGAGAAGCCAUCCUGGACCUCAGGGAGAAAGUGGAGGACCUGUGUAACCAGGAGCUGAGCAAGAUCACCAAACAAGUCAAUGACACGACACUGUUUACCUUGGGAGACCCCAACCGGCAGAAAGGAGGGAUUUUUAAAUUGUUUUCUGGACUGGCUUCUCGCAACACAAACAGUCGUGCACCAGCUCCCACACCCUCACUCGGAGUGCGGGGUACAGACAGACGAGGACUUGGCAUAGGCCUUAAAAGCCUAGACGUGAGGAGCAGAGACACACCGCGAGACAGAGGAAACACAAGCUCACCCAGACAGAGAAGAGAGGAAAGAGAGACAGUGAGGGAGACCAACCCAAGACCGAGCCCCAGGCCUAGCCCCACUCCCAGCCGCAGAGAGUCUCAGUCUCUUUGGAGCAGGUCCAGUCAGAUCCAGCCUGCAGCCCCAGCCCCAACUCCAAUCCAAGCUACCCCUACCCCUACUCCUGCUCCAGCUCCAGCUCCUGCACAAGCAACUGGUUUCAGUCGGAUGGCAUCAAUCAGCAGCCUCUUCCGCUCCCAUCGGCGUGGCACCACCCCCGCUACCCCAGUCAACAACACACCGCCUGCAGGAGGAAACCCAUGGGGGAUGUCUGCUGUACCUGAAACUCCAACAGAAAUUAACCCCGAUCUCUUUUUGGAUCUGCCCACACCCAAUCACACUCCUGCUUUCCCUGCAUUCAGAGAAAUCAACCUUGACAGCAUCCAGGCCCCAGAGCCAAGGACCAGAGAGGAGUUCCUACAGUACUCUGUGUCCUUGACCCUUGAUCCCAACACGGCUCACAGACGGCUGGCUCUCUCCGAAGGCAACACUAAAGCCACCCUGCAGGCGGCAGGGCAGCCCUACCCCGACACUCCCCAACGCUUCGAUGGCUGGACCCAGGUGAUGUCCCAGACCCCACUGUACGCAGAGCGCUCUUACUGGGAGGCAGAGUGGAGAGGCAGGGGUUCCUCUAUGGGCGUAGCCUACGGUGCGUUGAACAGGAAGGGCUCAGACGCCAGGUCCGGGCUCGGUUACAACGCCCAGUCCUGGACCUUGGAGCUGUCGGACACCUGCUGCGCAGCCAUGCACGACAAUGACAAGAGGGACAUACCAGUCACCUAUUCCCCCCGCCUGGGCAUCUACCUGGACCUGUCCAUGGGGACGCUGGCGUUCUACAGCGUGGCAGAGAGCAUGACACACCUUCACACCUUCCGAGCCAACUUCACCCAGCCGCUCUACGCCGUCUUCGCGGUUGGCAGCGGUGUCGGGGUGGGUCUGGACUUUGCUCUUGGUCAGUUCAGCUCCAGCACCGACAGCGUCAAGCUCUGUCCCAUGUGAGGAGACUGAACCUGAACAUCCCAUGGGCCUGAGAUAAGGAUAGUGGCUGAAAACUGAAACUCCCCCGCUUUUUUCUGUUAAAGGCCCGCGGCCGCGUUGAAAUGUUCAACCAAGCAGUGAUCACUCAGAUGAACACAAACCCGACCUCCAAAUCCCACCGAGUGCAACGGAUAAAUACAAACAUGGCUUUAACAGGAACAAAUCAUAACAGUGCUGGCUUCUACUUAAGGCCUCAUACCAUUUAAAAACACACAAAACUAAAAAGACCCGGCGUCUGAUGGGGUUCUGACCUCGCCUUCAGCCUGGCCCCACCCGUCUGCCGACAGGUGCAUGCUGGGACCCUGUGGGCAAGGUCACUUGACGUGUCAUGCAGACGCUUCGCAGGAAGGGGCACGGCACAUGGACGGUCACCAGACAUCCGUGCAACAACGGACUACUGUAAAAUCAUUAUAAUAAUACUGGCAUGUUGAUAGCAUGGUCUGACUACAAGAUUAGCAUGGCAGUAUGCCGUUAAGCCAGCUAGCACUUAGUCUUCUAGUCAGUAAGUAAUAAAAGUAUGUUGAAUCACUUCC